Anopheles marshallii is the source of this 744-nucleotide messenger RNA. RefSeq lists its product as uncharacterized. Bases 1 to 744 code for a protein of 247 amino acids. The record is from RefSeq and is a predicted model, not a curated record. The transcript has 5 exons. NCBI's taxonomy places the organism in Eukaryota, Metazoa, Arthropoda, Insecta, Diptera, Culicidae.
AUGCUGAAGUUCGUGACCGUGUUUUGCGUACUGGCCUGGGCCGGUACGGCUGUUGGGCAGGAAAUUCCACCGUACAUCAAACAAUGUCGCCGCUCGGACCCUGCCCUGACCGACUGUUUGAAGGAAGCCUUACAGCAUCUGCGUCCCUAUCUAUCCAGUGGCAUCCCCGAGAUAAAGUUACCCUCCGUCGAACCGUUCGUGAUGGAUCAACUGUCACUGCAGCUCACCGGUGGACCUCAAGGAUACCGGAUCAACUUGAAAAAUAUGGAAGUGUUCGGUGCGAGCAAUUUUACCGUCCGGUCGAUAAAACUGGCCGACGGUAGCAAACCGUUCGAGGCACGGCUGACCAUUCCCCGGUUGACGAUCCAUGCCAAAUACACCAGCAGCGGCGUGUUGAUCAUCAUUCCUGCGAGCGGAUCGGGCGAUUUCGAUGCCGUGUUCGACGGUGUAACGGCCGACGUGAAGGGGCUGGUGUCGACGAACGAGAAACCGACGGGAACGCAUCUGCGCGUCGACAAGCUCGAUCUGAACCUGUCGAUCAAGAAGCCACGCCUUAGCGUUUCGAAGAUCUUCAACAACAAUCGCAUUCUGACCGAAGCGACGAACCUUUUCCUGAAGGAGAACGGACACGAGGUACUGCGUGCGUUGCAACCGCAGCUGCAGAAGAAACUUUCCGCUGAAUUCACUGGCAUCGCAAACCAGCUGCUGGACAACGUACCGCUUCGCUUCUUCAUCGUAGACUAA